This is a messenger RNA of Odontomachus brunneus, 1592 nucleotides long. RefSeq names its product malate dehydrogenase, cytoplasmic (gene Mdh1). Lineage: Eukaryota; Metazoa; Arthropoda; Insecta; Hymenoptera; Formicidae. Gene Ontology annotation, molecular function: L-malate dehydrogenase (NAD+) activity. The coding region runs from base 229 to 1227 and encodes 332 amino acids. The record is from RefSeq and is a predicted model, not a curated record. The transcript is spliced from 5 exons. Gene Ontology annotation, cellular component: cytosol; mitochondrion. Gene Ontology annotation, biological process: malate metabolic process; tricarboxylic acid cycle; oxaloacetate metabolic process.
GACGUGGCAAUCGGUGCUGAUACGUGAAGUAUGGUAUCACAUCAAAGAGCGCAUACUCUAUAGUCGAGCGGUUUAAAUGCAUUUCCAGUCCAAUUCCAGUCUAAAGAGCACGAAAAGUGUCGAAAGUCCUGUUACGCCAUUUGUCUUGUCCAUUGAUCGUAAUAUUUCGAGUGGAUAUCGAGCAAUUUUUUCGUGUCAUUCAUUAAUAUCGGACAUAUUGUGAGAAAAAUGGCUGAACCUAUAAAUGUUGUGGUUACCGGUGCUGCCGGGCAAAUCGCCUAUUCUCUACUGUACCAGAUCGCGGCAGGUACAGUUUUUGGUCCUGAACAACCUGUUAAUCUUCGCUUAUUGGAUAUCCCAAUUAUGAUGAAAGUAUUGGAUGGUGUAGUUAUGGAAUUGGAGGACUUGGCACUUCCUCUAUUACGUGACAUUUUGCCAACGGCUGAGCCAGCCAAAGCCUUUGAUAACGCAGCAGCUGCUUUUAUGGUUGGCGCGAUGCCACGGAAAGAAGGAAUGGAACGUAAGGAUCUUUUGGCUGCGAAUGUAGAAAUUUUUAAGGUGCAAGGAGAAGCGCUAGACAAAUACGCCCGUAAGGAUGUUAAAGUGCUGGUUGUAGGCAAUCCUGCUAACACCAAUGCACUUAUCUGUUCACAUUAUGCACCAUCGAUCCCAAAGGAGAAUUUCACUGCAAUGACUAGAUUGGAUCAGAAUAGAGCGCAGGCUGCAUUAGCUACGCGUUUGAAUGUACAAGUUGAUAAAGUGAAGAAUGUCAUUAUCUGGGGCAAUCAUAGUUCCACGCAAUAUCCUGAUGCAGCGCACGCGACCGUAGCACAAUCAUCCGGUGCAAAACCCGUACCGUCCGAAAUCAACGAUGAUGAAUGGUUAAACAAGACCUUCGUGGAAAUGAUUCAGAAACGCGGCGCUGCCGUAAUAAUCGCUAGAAAAAUGUCUUCCGCUAUGUCUGCCGCGAAAGCUGCGGGGGAUCAUAUGAGGGACUGGUGGUUUGGUACUAAACCCGGAGAGUGGGUGAGCAUGGGCGUCGUGUCCGAUGGAAGUUACGGAAUUCCAAAAGACAUCGUCUUUUCUUUCCCUGUUAUUAUCAAGGACAAGAAAUACGAAAUUGUACAGGAUCUUCCAAUUAGCAGCUUUGCAAGAUCAAAGCUGAAUAUUACGUCUCAGGAACUGGAGGACGAACGCGUCGAGGCGAAAAAUGUAUUGAAAAAGUGACUAGCAGUGGUGCAGAAUGAUGAAACGCAAAUGGAAUUUGUAUCGGCAAAACUGUAAAGAAUAUUAUUAUAAUGCUGCGCAAGAUAUAUAUACGUAUAUAUAACAUAUACGUAUGUAUAUAUACUUCAAUGUAUAAACAUCAUGUAAAACAAUUAUUUUUUCAAUAGUAUAAUUAGAAAAGUAAUUUUGUAUACAUUUGAUGAAUCAUUGGUGCAAUGUAAAUGGUUACAGGUGUUAUUUGUGUAGACUGCAAGUUGGUUAAUUUAGCACGUUGAUAUAUAGUAUGUAUGAUAUAUAGGCUUUAUAUGAAAAAACAAAAACUUAUAUAUAAUGAGAUAUAUUGGAAAACAUGUUAUUAUACUUUA